This is a messenger RNA of Chelmon rostratus (copperband butterflyfish), 3876 nucleotides long. RefSeq names its product tenascin R (restrictin, janusin) (gene tnr). Gene Ontology annotation, molecular function: protein binding. The record is from RefSeq and is a predicted model, not a curated record. The coding region runs from base 1 to 3876 and encodes 1291 amino acids. The transcript is spliced from 27 exons. NCBI's taxonomy places the organism in Eukaryota, Metazoa, Chordata, Actinopteri, Chaetodontiformes, Chaetodontidae.
AUGCCACUGGCACAGCAGCAUCUCAGGGCCUCUGUGCCCACAACAAGCUGGAUCCUGGCUUUGGCUCUGUUUCUUGCACUACAGGGUGCCACUCACGCUGCUCCAUCAGGAGACAACAAGCUGGUACGUACCACCAGAGUGAGGAGACAGACCCCAGGGGAGAAUCAGCCCCCCUCCGCUUCCUCAGCCAACCAGACCCUGCGAGAGCAACCCGUGGUCUUUAACCACGUCUACAACAUCAAUGUACCCUUGGAGUCUCUGUGCUCUGUCGACCUUGACGCCUCCGCACCACCUGACCCAGGUGAUGGUUCUCGUGCUGAGUUGGGGUCCGGCCCUUCUGUGGAGGGUCCAAUGGAUCCAAAUGGACCAACAGAAUACUCUGAGCAGACGCUGGAUGCUGACAGCCAGGUAACGUUCACCCACCGCAUCAACAUCCCAAAAGCUGCCUGUGGUUGUCCAGCAACAACCACAAUCCAGCAGCUUGCCACCAGGGUGGAGAUGCUGGAGAGAGAAGUCUCCCUGCUCAGAGCUCAGUGUGGGUCUGGAUGCUGCGGGGAGAGCUCAGCCAUGGGUCGUUUGGACUUUGUCCCAGGCUGCAGUGGCCACGGCAGCUUCAGCUUUGACCUGUGUGGCUGCAUCUGUGAGGAAGGUUGGACUGGUAAAAACUGCUCCGAGUCUCGCUGCCCAGACGACUGCUCCGGCCAGGGGGUGUGCGUUGAAGGGGAGUGUGUGUGUGACCGUGACUUUGGAGGCGACAACUGUUCAGAGCCGCGGUGCCCUUCAGACUGCUCGGGUCGCGGGCUGUGCAUCGACGGGGAGUGUGUGUGCGAAGAGUCCUUCACCGGCGAGGACUGCAUGGUCGGGAGGUGUCUGAACGACUGCUCGGACCAGGGGCUGUGCGUCAACGGGACGUGCCAGUGCCGGCCCGGGUAUGUGGGAGAGGACUGCUCGCUGGUCUACUGUGCCAACAACUGCAGCAAGAAGGGAGUCUGCAAGGAUGGAUUCUGUUCCUGCCAGGAUGGCUUUGCUGGAGAUGACUGCAACUCUGUGGCACCAGCCAUGAACCUGAAGGUCCGAGGCGUGACUGAUCGCGUUAUUGACCUGGAGUGGGAGGGAUCAGUUGUGCUGACAGAUUUCUUAGUGACCUAUACGCCAAGCAGUGCCGGAGGUGUCCAAUUAGAGAUAAGGAUCCCAGGCAAUAUCACCACCUGCUCCAUCUCAGGCCUGGAGGCAGGCAUAGAGUACAACAUCAACGUGUUCGCUGUUAUUAACAACAGUAUCAGCGUCCCUGCCAGCAUCACUGUUUCAACCUAUCUCUCCAAUCCGGAUGGUUUAGUCUUCAAAUCCAUCACAGAGACGUCAGUGGAGGUUCAGUGGCAACCGUUCUACUAUUCCUUCGAUGGGUGGGAGAUCAGCUUCAUCCCCAAGGACAAUGACGGAGGGAUGACUGCACAGCUGCCCAGCACCAUCACUUCCUUUGUGCAGACUGGUUUGAGACCAGGGGAGGAGUACACUGUUAACCUGGUGGCACUCCGAGACCAGGGUCGAAGCCAGCCAGUCACUGCUAUUGUCACAACAUUGAUUGAUGGCCCCACACAGCUGAUCGUGCGGGAUGUGUCGGACACCGUAGCGUUUGUGGAGUGGACACCACCAAAAGCAAAGAUUGAUCAGAUUGUGUUGCGGUACGGCCUGGUGGGAGGAGAGGGUCCACGGACCACCUUCCGCCUCCAGCCUACACUCAGCCAGUACUCCCUGCAGGUUCUGCGUCCUGGCUCUCGUUACGAGGUGUCUGUGAGCGGUGUGAGGAAAGGAAAUGAGAGCGGGUCUAUUUCCACUGAAUUUACUACCGAGAUCGAUGCCCCUAAGAACCUACGGCUCGUAUCCAAGACCUCCACCACCCUGGAGCUGGAGUGGGAUAACAGUGAGGCUGAGGUGGAGGGCUACCAGGUGGUGUACAGCACUUUAGCGGGAGACCAGUACGAUAAAGUCAUUGUACCACGCAAUGAGGGAGCCACCACUAAGACCACUCUCACAGACCUGCUGCCAGGCACAGAGUACGGCAUCGGCAUUUCUGCCAUGAAAGGCAGCAACCAGAGCACGCCAGCAACAAUGAACGCCAGGACGGGUCUGGAUGUGCCCAUGGAUCUAACUGUGACGGCUUCUACAGACAACACCAUCACUCUGGUGUGGGGUGUGGUUCAGGGUCCCAUUGACCAUUACAAGGUCUCCUACACGUCAUCUUCUGGCAUCACGACCGAGCUGACAGUGCCUAAAGAUGUUACCACCACCACUCUGACUGACCUUGAGCCUGGUACUGAGUACACCAUCACUGUAGCAGCAAGAAGAGGAAGGCAGCAGAGCACUGCAGCUACCAUAGACGCCUUCACAGGCAUGGACCCACCAAAAGAGAUGACGGUAUCAGAUGUGACUGAAGACGCAGUGACUAUCUCUUGGAUCAAACCACUGGCGCCAUUUGAAUACUAUAAGCUGUCCUACCAGUCAGCCAGAGGUCGAGUGGACAGCGUGGUGAUUGACAGCGAUGUGACCAACUACACCUUGUCCAGCUUGUUUCCUGCUACAGAAUACGAGAUCAGCCUCAACGCUGUCAGAGGGAGUCAGGAGAGCAAAGUGGUCAGCACCUCCGUCUUCACAGCAAUGGACAUGCCAGCUGAGCUGACGGCUCUCAACAUCACCCCACGAGGAGCCCUGCUGAGGUGGAACCCCCCUCUCUCCAGUGUCGACAACUACGUGCUGACUCUCACACACAACCAGGUGACAGCUGAUACUUUCCUUGUGGAAGGCAACAAGCAGGAGCACCAGCUGUCAAACCUCAAACCAAGCACCAGCUACUCUGUAGCCCUCUACGCCACCAAAGGACCCCUCACCAGCGGGACCGUCAUCACCAACCUCCAAACACCCAUGGACGCGCCCCUGAACCUGACAGCCAGUGAAGUGAAUCACCGCAGCGCUCUCAUCUCCUGGCAACCGCCAGUCGCAGAAAUUGACAACUACAUGCUCACCUACAAGUCAACCGACGGCAGCCGCAAAGAGCUGAUCCUUGACUCAGAGGACACGUGGAUCCGACUGGAGGGACUGGCUGAGACCACAGAGUACACUGUCAAGCUCCAGGCUGCAAGAGGACUUGACACCAGCGCUGUAGUCUCCACUACCUUCACUACAGGGAGUCGUCUGUUUGCAACACCUCAGAAUUGUGCCCAACACCUGCUGAAUGGAGAGACUCUGAGCGGCGUCUACACCAUUUACAUCAACAGAGACCCCAGCCAGGGUGUGCAGGUGUACUGUGACAUGACCACUGAUGAAGGAGGCUGGAUUGUAUUCCAGCGGCGUCAGAACGGCCUGACAGACUUCUCCAGGAAAUGGAGUGACUAUCGGGUCGGCUUUGGAAACCUGGAGGAUGAAUUCUGGCUUGGUCUGGACAACAUCCAGAGGAUUGCCGCUCAGGGCCGUUACGAGCUGAGAAUUGACAUGAAAGACGGACAGGAGUCGGUCUACGCCAAUUACGACAAAUUCUCCAUUGGAGAUGCCAGAAACCUCUACAAGCUCAGGAUAGGAGAGUACAAUGGCACCGCUGGUGACUCUCUGAGCUACCACCAGGGCCGGCCCUUCUCUACAAAAGACAGAGACAAUGACAUCGCUGUCACUAACUGUGCCUUGUCUUACAAAGGAGCCUGGUGGUACAAGAACUGCCACAGGGCCAACCUCAACGGCAAAUAUGGCGAGUCCAGACACAGUCAGGGUAUUAACUGGUACCACUGGAAAGGCCACGAGUUCUCCAUCCCUUUCGUGGAGAUGAAGAUAAGGCCGUUCAACUUCCGUAGCAUCAGCAGCAAGAGGAGGCGGUCUGCCCCUGUAUAA